Molecule: messenger RNA, 1071 nt
Organism: Puma concolor (puma)
Lineage: Eukaryota; Metazoa; Chordata; Mammalia; Carnivora; Felidae
Source: RefSeq, a predicted model, not a curated record
AUGCCUCGGGCACAGAAGAGUAAGCUCUGCACCGGGGAGAAGCGCCACCAAGCCCAAGGUGGGACCCAGCCUCAGAGGGGUGCUCAGGCCCCUGCGGCCACGGAACAAGCAUUCCCUUCCUCGGCCUCUCCUCCCUUUGAAGUUCGUACUCAGAGAAAUCCUGCUGCCAGGUCACGUAGCGCUCCCAAGAGGUCUCAGAGGGCCGUGUCCGCCACCACAAAGUCUGCAGGUGUUUCUCGCACAAGAUCAUACAAAGGAGCCGACUGCCAAGUUGAGAAAAAGCAAAGUUCCGUCCAGUCCCCACUCUCCAUUGUGCAGUCUCAGGGGGACCCUGUAAGCAAAACAGCGAGUGUUUUGGUACAGUUCCUGUUGCACAUGAGCAGAAUGAAAAGGCCCAUUAUGAAAGCUGAUAUGCUGAAGUUUAUCAAUAAAAAGCAUAAACAUCGCUUCGUUGAGAUCCUCAAAAGAGCCUCUUUCAGCUUGGAAGUGGUUUUUGGUGUUGACUUAAAAGAAGUCGAUCCUACCAAGCAUUCCUAUGUCCUUGUCAGCAAAAUGAACCUCCCCAACAACGGGACUAUAAACCGUGGCAGGGGGUUUCCCAAGACCGGCCUCCUGAUGAAUCUCCUGGGCGUGAUCUUCCUGAAGGGCAACUGUGCUGCCGAAGAGAAGAUCUGGGAGUUCCUGAGUAAAAUGAGAGUCUAUGCGGGGAAGAGGCACUUCAUAUUUGGGGAGCCCAAGAAGCUCAUCACCCAAGAUUUGGUGAAGCUCAAGUACCUGGAGUACCGGCAGGUGCCCAACAGCGAUCCUCCACGCUAUGAGUUCCUGUGGGGCCCCAGAGCCCACGCCGAGACCAACAAGAUGAGAGUGCUCGAGUUUUGGGCCAAGAUUAACCAAACAGUCCCAAGUGCCUUCCACCCUUGGUAUGAAGAGGCUUUGAGAGAUGAGCAAGAAAGAGCCGAAGCCACAGUCACACUCCAGGCUGAGACCGAUGCUACGGCCAGUGCAUGUUCCAGGGCAUGUCCAGCAGCUCGACCUAGUGAGGUCGAGCCCGAUCCUUCACAUUGUGACUGA